UAUUAAAUGGCAACACUGCUGUUUUUAAAGCGCCCCCUAGUUUCGCAAACGGGAAACUAUCCUUUUGUCUUCUUCAAUCCAAUAUGGCGGUAAACGGUGUAUGAUAAAGUGUCUAAUGUUUUGAAUCGAAAACGAGAAAUAAAAACCCGAAAAAUACCGCCGAAACGCGAUAAUCGUACGCAAUGGACGGUGUCGUUGCUAACAAAUCGCGUCAAUGAUACAAUAUAGUGCGACAACGAACGCUAGUUUCAUAUCAAGCCCAAUGUUAUUUUUGUGAGAAAUUUUUGCUGUGUUAAAUAUUUUUCUAACUAAUGUGCUCAGCAGUGAUAUGUGGUUGUAGCUUUCGCGUGCGAUAUGUCUACCAAUGAUAAUGCUGCGUGUCCGGGCGUGAGUGAAAAUACAGAACUCUUAGACAAUGUAUGUAGUGAUGCUAAGGAAAGCAAAGCGAAUAGAAAAGUCAGUUUUCCGAAAGAUGACGAGCUGGUAACCCAAUAUUUCGAGCCUUCCAAUCCUUGGCAAGAUGUGCCGUCGACAACACGAGCGCAACUGGCAGCGGAGUAUCUCGAGGCGUGCCGUUGUCACGGCACUGCGCCCAUCGACUCUGUGCUGCAGCAGAUACGGGAACUCCCAGAGAACACGAUCGGCGGCAGUGCGCGCGCGCCCCGGCUCUGCCUGUCCGACUGCUCGCUGCUCGGCAACGCGCCGGCGGACGCGCUGGAAGCUUUGCUGUGCAAGGUGCAGUUCCGGAGGUUGGAGAUCGACCACGCGGAGAUUGACGACGAUGGCGCGGAGGCACUGUUCGACAUGGUGGAAUACUACGAGAGUACAACAGUGCUGAGUCUGAUCGGCCCGCGACAGUUCGGCAUACGGGGCUGGCAGGCCGCUUGUAGAAUGAUCAAGAAGAGUGCAGAGCUGUCAGAGAUAGAGAUAUCCGAGAGUCCGUUGGAGGCGAGCCACGCGACCGUGCUAGCUAGGGCUCUGCGCCCCGCCGGGUGCCGUCUGCGCUCGGUCUGCCUGCAGAGGGCGGCGCUCGCCGGCGACGCGUUGCUGUGUCUCGUGAUCGCCCUGAAGACGAACAGCUCUGUGCGCGAGCUGCGUUUGGGCGACAACCGGCUGGCGAAGGAGGACGCGUCGCAGCUCGCGGCGCUGCUGCGGUACAACACCAGCCUGCAGCUGCUGGACCUCUCCAACAACCAGAUACAGGACGCCGGCGUCGAGGAGCUCGCCAAGGCAUUGGUGCAGCAAGCGACGCACUCCCCCACCUCGCCUUUACAAUGUCCACUGGGUGGUUAUGAAUCGAGAGGACUGGCGUUUCUUGUUCUAUGGAACAAUCAGUUGACGAGAAAUUGCGCUGGACAUUUGGCUAAAAUAUUGAGGGCGUCGCAUUCGCUAUGCGUGCUGAACGUGGGUCGAAACGCACUCGGAUCAGACGUGGUGCGGUCGCUGCAGUCUGACAGGAUCGGCGGAGGGCCACUGGUGUCCUUGGGACUGCAGGCCGCGAGACUGGGGCCUGAGGCGGCGCGCGCCAUCGCUGAGCUCAUACGGAACGAUACUAAACUGCAGCGACUGGAUCUGCGCGACAACAAGCUGGGCGUGGCGGGACUGCAGGCGAUACACACCGCUCUCAAAGACAACACCACGCUCACGCAGAUCGACCUCGACGAGCCGCCUGAAACCGCAGCUUCAGUAGGCGUCCAGAGCUGCACCGAGUCGGCGACUGUCGCGCGACUGUUGCGCGACAUCCGCGCGCUGUGCCGUCGGAACGAGCCGGCUGCGCCCGCGCCGCCCGACCGCCUGCUUAGGAAGAUCAGCCUCACCUGCCACACCGCGCCAGCGCCCAAGUUGUCUGUCCGUCAGCAGCAGUGCCUACCGGCGGAGGAGGAGCGUCGGUCGCGGCUCCGCUCCCCCGCGCCGUCCCCCGCGCCCUCGCCCGCCGGCUCGCCCGUGCCCGCCGGAGCGAGCAGCUCGCGGUUCUCGGUGAUUCCUGUCGCGUCGGACUGCCAAACCGCAUCGAGAUUCAAAGUUGUGCAGGUUGCUGAUCCGGCUCCGCCGAAAAAAACACGAUUUUCCGUAACAAGAAACUACGACACAAUAUACAAUCCCGUUUUGCCGCCCACCACGCCGUCACCGUCGCCAUCGCCCUCGCCUUCGUCGUCGCCCGCCCCAGAAAUUACCAUAGACUACAGCACGGACACCGUAAGAACAGACACAAGUUCAAAUGUCAAUGAAAACACCCCCGUUUUCGAUUAUUCAAGAGACGCUGAUAAUGCACAUACAGUUGUAACAGAAAAAAGUACAAACACAACACAAAAUGUAGCCGCCGUUGAGUGCACUAGAGAUAAAAAUAAAAAUAAUGAAGAACAAGAUGAUAAAACAAGCAUAGACCUGAGUGUCAAUAACACACAAACACAAAACAAAGAAAAAAGUGAUAAUAUCGUAAAACAAGAUGAUUUAAAUAAAAAUCAAGCGAAAAAUCAUAUUGUUUCAACGAGAGACACUAAAAAUUUCGAACAAGAUAUAACAAAGACUGAAAUUAAAAAAGAUGAUCUUGUUGUCGAUUUUGAUACAAGUGUAAAAUCUACAGAUGGUGAUAUCAUAAAACUAGAUCCAAAUACGAAACCUACAGAUAAUAAGGACUUAAAAAUAGAUACGAUAAAUAAACCUACAGUUAUUCAAGAAGACAAAGUUGUGAAAUUGGAAACAUCUAUUAAACCUGAAAUUAUCCAGGAUAUUGUAGUACCAGUAUCUAUAAAACCUACACUACAAGAAGUACAACCAGAAUAUAUUGUUAGUAGAACAGUUUUAAUCCCCAAAACGGAGAAUAGAACUGUUUUAACGCAAACCGAAGAAAUUAUGAGCAUACCUGAUUUCAUCAAUGUCAAAGAUGAAAAUCCCGAUUUUAUCAGUUUUGUUACUGACAGUAAAAAUGAAGAAAAUAAUUGUGAGAAACUUAAACAUGGCGGUGAUAGGAGUAAUAUUGAAAUAGAUUUAAGAGAGAAUUUGCAUGCUGAGCCAGAAAGUAUAGAAAAAAAAGACUUAAAAGAGAGUUCCAAGUCUGUAAAUAUGCCUGAAUCUGUGAUAAUUGAACCUGAAUUAAUAUCUAAUUUAGGUCCAAAAAUUUCUCAAGUAUCUGAUGUUUGUGAAAAAUCAGAGAAGUAUGUUAGUGUACUAGAACCAGUUUCAAAAGAAUGUGAAUCAAGCUUUGUUAAAAAUAAUAUUGUUGAUAUUAAAGCGAGUGAAGGUGAUGCUAAAUCAUUGACUGUAAGUGAUUCGUUAAACAACGAAAAAUUAAAAGAUACGUACGUUAUAGGUGAUAAUUGUGAAAAUAUAGACUUAAUUAAUUUUAGUGACACAAACAAAUUUAGUGAAAGUGUCGGUAGUGAAACGUUUGGUGAUAAAAUCGAACAAAUGUCUCAUAAUGAGACCGUCGAUUACAUAGGCGAUGAUAAGGUAGUUAAGACAGACACAAAAUUAGUUAAAAGUAGCAUAGAAGUGACAGAGAUGGACAGAGUUGAAACUGAAGUAUCUGUUACUGUUAGAAGCGAGAAUAGUUUAAAAACCAAAGCGCAUCGCGACCAAGAUGUAAAUAAAUUAGUUAAGGAAGAGAAACGGGAAGUAGCAAUCAAACAAAUAGAAGCCAUAACAGAAGAUUUAGGAAAUUUGAUUCAAGAAAUGCAAGAUUUGUCUACAAUGGCUAUGAAAAAGACCGCUACAGAGGAUGUAAAUGUAGUUUUAGGUGUAAACAAAGUACCUGCAGUUCGAGAUAAUGUAGUUUUAAAGAAAAACAAAAGCGAAUCGAGUUUGGACAGUCCGGACCUUGAAGUGUCAAGACUGAUGAGGAAGCCUGUCAGUGCCUUCUGUGACAGUAGCUCUUCUUUAGAAAUUUCUGGAAGCUCCGUCGAGAGUCUCAACAUAGAGAGAGCUAGACCUAUUGUGAUACACGAGGAGACGCGAAUUUCUAAAGGUAGCAGCGUCGAAUCUACCAGUGAGGUGACUCCAGUGAAUUUGAACGUGUCUAUAAGUUCGAACGAGAGUGUUUCCCCUAUUAUAUUUGGGAAAAGUAAGAAAAUUCACGGUUCCCUGUCAAGUUUGGAAGCUAGUAUGAGUUCUGUGGAUUCGGCGAGGCACGAAAAGGUUAUGGUGACAUCUGCGGAUUCUGGAAUAGAGUAUUCAUUACAAAAUCCCUCUGAGACAAGAGAAGAUAGCUCAUCAAACGAAGGCACACUGACAUGUAGCUCAAGUCUGAAGGAAUCUGUUAAAAAGGAGUCUGGCGAAACUCUCACAUCUCCAAAAAGAACGUCGAGUUUGUUAGAUGUCCCUGCAUUAAAAUCGAAAGGGUUAGAGCGUAUGAGGAAGAUUUCUUGGGUGGCGCCAUCUGCCAGUUUUCACUUACCAAAGCCCGAGGAGAAAGUAGAAUAUAAACUUCCAACUAAUUUGGAGAAGUUGCUCAGUCUGUUUCAACAUCCGAGUAGUUUAUUUUCAAGAAGCAACAGUGACGAUGAUAAGAAAUCGACAUCGAGUACUCCGCCCAGAAAAGAUUCCUCAUUGACAAGCUCAUUUUGGUCUUGGGGUAGUGUGACGGAGAAAACGGACAAAGACGACGCGGACAGUUUGUCGGAAGCGACAGAUUCAACGUUGUCAGAAAGAGUUCAAGUGUCUUUCGUAGACGAGUCGUUUUCAAGAAAACUCGACAGCAAAACCCCGUCAACAGAUACAGAUAACACACUAAGCGAGUUCCAAACUUUCCCCAACACGUCUGACAAUGGGGAGAACGUAAAAGUUACCGAACUAACCACCGAUGAGAAAUUAGUACAAAAAUGUUUAGCUUUAAGCGAUAAUGACACACGACCGGACGUAUCCGGCGAGUGUGACAUAGAUCUCAAUACACCCAACGACUUUAAUAGAAACGUAACACAAACGUCAGAAAAACCUGAAGCCGGUGAUGUACCGGACACAGCUGUGUGCAGCGAAACCUUAGUUAAGUUAGAAGAUGAAAAACUAGAUGUAAAACCGCGGACAUUUGCGUCCGUUCUGACGUCUUCUUCAGAGAACUCUCUAGAAAAACAGGCGAGUCCCGAAACGGGGCAUCCAGUAGAGAAGCUUCCGACUAAAGUUAUUAGAGGUAUUAAAGAAAAUAUCAGCCCCGAAAACACUAUAACCUCAAGUAUGACUAGUAAAGUGUUAGCGAUGGAAAUGGGUGACAAGCAAAUGAAAAGUAUUCCGAUAGUUAACACCAUUUGGGAGGUCACUAUGCCGAGUGUAGAGAAAAGUGACGCUAAAGCAGAAGAAGUCCCAGUUAAAGCGUCAACUGAUCUGGCGCCAAUCGCAACGAUAGACGAAACUAGUGACGUUGCAGCCGAUGAUCUAAUACAAUUGGCGUAUAUAGAUGACGCGAAGGUAGAAGAAAGAGUCGUUGAAUUGGAGAAAAUAGUCAUAAAAGACGAAAAGGAAGUCGAUAAAGUAGAUUUAGGGAAAGAUGCGUUAUCGUAUUUGAUGUACGAAAACCCAGAUUACGAAACGGGAACCGCGCAUGCAGUGACUGAGGCGAAAUCUCCACAAGGAUCUCUCGCUCAGGAGUUAAGGGACGCAGAGAUUAAGGAAAUGUUGGAUUUAUCACCCGAAUUGGUGAUAGACGAUGCUGUGGAGAUCCCAGAAAUUUUCACAGUGGAGAUCAAAGGUCGCAAAAGCUCCCCAGUAAUCCCAGAGCGGGCGAAGUUAAAAAAAUCAAAUUCUUUAGAAGAUUUGACAAAAAGGCCAGCGACAGACGAAAAGGACAGCCCUAAAUUGAAGACAAUCGCGUUCAAAGUACCAGAGAGUACAACACCAAGGGAUAUACCGGAAAGGAAACCAAAAUUGAGAUCCAGGAGUGGAUCUAGUCCGAAAUCUCUGCCCGAAAGUCUGAAUAAACCGUGUCCUUUGGCGAAAAUGGAGUCAGUUAUAAGCAAAAAGAAGAAAAAGGUCUCGUCACUUGGCAAAACUGCGCGAGAUUCCCUGCUAAUGUUGAAUAUGAGCGAAGAAGAGAUUGCGGAGUUCAGACGGCCUUACAAACUUACAUCAGUUGAAAGUUUGCGAUCCCUGGAAUCGGUGUCAGAGGACGCAAACUCUCAAAGCGGGACCUCUGUGGACUCGAGAUGCAGAGCAUGUUUGCGGACGUCUCAAGAGAGUCUAAUGUCCUUGGAUUCGAUUACUGAGGACUGUCGAUGUAUGGAAGAUUGUGAGAAGAGACAUUCGAAUAGAUAGAGGCGGCUCGGGGAUAAAUGUUUGCGAUCACUGCUCGACAUUUUCGUCGCUGCGACAGUCUUGUCGCUAAUGUUGGAAUAUUGAAUACUGCUUUUGGACACACGGGUAUGGCUUGGUUUUAAGGUCACUUAGACGUUUUUUCGACAAGAGAAAAGAAAUGUCUUCUUUUUUUUUAAAUUAGUAUUAUUACCCUCGUCGCCAUGUUUGGCGGAAUAUUUAUUAACUGCAUUGUUGUAAUGUGUAUAAAAAAAAACUAAAAUAAAUAUAAAGUAAUAAUAAUUAUUAUGAUAAUGUACAGAUAUUUUUUAAAAUGCCAGUUCAGAAUUUUAUAAUUACUGUUAUAAAUAAUGUAAGGUUUUUCGCGAAUUUUUAUUAUUAUAUUUUUUUUUUAUUUCGCACAUCGCGCGGACUGUUGUAUCGAAGAAAUAUUGUAGUCAGUGAGAUGUUAUCGCAUCUAGAGUCUCCCAAUUUCAACGUGACUGACGUCAGUCGUGUGUGGAAUUAUACAUUUAGUUUUUUUUUAAUGAUUAUAUCAUUGUAAGAGUAAAAUAUAUAAUGUGAAGUAUAUUAUAAAGUCUAUUAGUUAUUUUACAAUUCUAUACAUUUAGUCUUCUUUAACAUAAGUAUUACUAAAGCCCUACUCGAUGUGCACUGUUUACCAACAAAAAAAAGUGUGUAUGUUAAAAAAAACAAAAAGUUAGCUCGAAGCACGUCUCAAUACUCGCGCCUUAUAAGUGAAAGGUGCGCAACCGAGGUGCAGCAGGCCGCGGCGUGCGCGCCCGUUU
Bicyclus anynana (squinting bush brown) is the source of this 7025-nucleotide messenger RNA. RefSeq lists its product as uncharacterized. Bases 355 to 6240 code for a protein of 1961 amino acids. Gene Ontology annotation, molecular function: protein binding. The transcript has 14 exons. The record is from RefSeq and is a predicted model, not a curated record. NCBI's taxonomy places the organism in Eukaryota, Metazoa, Arthropoda, Insecta, Lepidoptera, Nymphalidae.